Molecule: messenger RNA, 1072 nt
Organism: Phragmites australis (common reed)
Lineage: Eukaryota; Viridiplantae; Streptophyta; Magnoliopsida; Poales; Poaceae
Exons: 4
Coding region: 70-849 (259 amino acids)
Source: RefSeq, a predicted model, not a curated record
AACCGCGACGAAACCAACACCAGGCCGUUGCUUCCCGGUUCACACCACCUCACCUGCAUUCCCUUCCACAUGGCCGCCGCCGCUUCCCUCUCCCCUCCCCUCCACGCGCGCCUCCUCCUCCUCCCCCCGAACCCCGCCUCCCCGUCCUUCCCCACGAGCGGCGCCCGGCGAAGGCCUCCGCGCCACCUCCACCUCUUCGCGAAGCCGCCGUCGCGGAACGGGAGCUCCUCGCCGGAGACCGAGUGGUGCCCCGUGCCGCCGGAGCAGCGGCCCGUGAACGAGUACGAGGCGCUGGCGGCCUCGCUACCAUUUUCCUGGGCGGCGGGGGACCUCCGCGUCUACUGCUCCCGCCUCACGCUCACGGGCGCCGCCUUCGCGCUCUUCGUUGGGCUCCCCGUCGUCGCCUUCGGCGGGCGAGGCGGGGCAGGCGGCGACGGCUUGCACCUCGCGCUCGGGACCGCCGGGUCCGGUAUCCUCGCCGUCACGCUCGCCGUGGUGCGGAUGUACCUCGGGUGGGCCUACGUCGGCAACCGCCUGCUCAGCGCCACCGUGGAGUAUGAAGAGACGGGAUGGUACGAUGGGCAGAUAUGGAUCAAAACCCCUGAAGUGCUAGCUCGUGAUCGGCUUCUAGGUUCAUUUUCUGUCAAGCCUGUGCUGAACAGAGUGAAGUUCACCUUGGUGGGUCUGGCAAUCUCCCUUAUCUUUUGCAUUCUUCUUUACGUCAACACUGAAAAUCCAAAGGAACCGUAUGAAAGUACCCGCGGAAGAGCUAUCCCUGGAGUGUACAGUGAUACCGCUGCGAGGUCAUUUGAGCCUGAUGCGUUCUGUGGAGAACCUGAUCUGUCGUAACAAUAUAAGGCAUGGAGGAUACAUGCGUGCCUUCGUAGUGCUAGGAGGGGAGGGCACAGGGUCGAAAAAUACAAGUAUAGAACAUAGGCUAUAGGUAUUCCAGUAAAAGAUGAUCACAGGAUGUAUCAGUUUCAUCUUGUCUUCCCAUUGUAAAUGGUGGGUGCUUCCAUUGCUGCUGUUAUUGAAUUUUGUGAUGAAUCAGGGUAAUGUAAAUAUUUAACCA